UUGAGGAGAAUGGGAAAGGUAUCAAGUAUUCCUUGUUGAAUCUGCUGAUAGACUACUGAGGAUCUGAAUCCAGGAACAGACAGAAGGCAAAGGACAGAUCAUGACACAAAUAUCACCAGGGCCUGGCUCCUGACCCCAUACAAACUCUUCCCUCUACAAGGUAGGGGACUUGAUCUGAAGGUUCUUCUACAUCUGCUUUUCUGAGAGUGAUGAUUCGUUGAGGCUGUGAAGAUAGGCAGAUGGCAGAACCAAUGGGGCAGCUAGCUGGGAGAUUCUAAGGAGUGGAGCAGUUGGGGAGGAAGGAGAGGUUUCAACCCUUUGAGCGCCAGGUUUUACAUGGGAAAGGACAGAAGAGACAGGGCUUCAGAGCUGUGGCAGCAGAAGCAGGAACAAACCUCCUGGACAGACAGACUCCACUCCUCCAGUUGCCUGCGAGUUUAGUCCCUACUCAACACACGUUACUGGAGAUUUGAUGCUUUAAUUUGAGUUGACUGGGAUUUGGCUACUAAGUUGUCUCUGAAGGAAGAAAAGCGAAGAUAUGUGGGCCUGGACACCAACUGCUUUAUUUCCCGCAAGAGUUGGCAGGUGCCGUGGAGAGUUCUCCUGGUCUCGGAUUCCGUGAUCUGUUGAGGGUCUGAAGAGAUGGCUGCAGCAGCAGUAGCUGGACUGAUCCCUGUGCUACACUCGGUGGCUGGUGACAAAUCCAGCUACUACAUUGGGCGGCAGCUGUGGUUUGGCUUCAUUGCGGUUUAUGGAGUGGUGGUAUACGUGGUGCGCAUGCCGUGGGCCUCCAUCCAUGAAGAUUUCUGGUGCCACGGCAACAUCACCAAUCCUUGUUUGAUUGAGUGUUUUGAAAAACGUUUUAGAAGUCCUGUAGUGGGAAUUUGGUACUUCUUUUUCUUUAUUUUUUUGGCCCUUUUCUUCCUCAUGGAAUUCUUCUUGGCUCAGAUUCGGCACAAACAGAUCAAAGUCAAAUUAGUGGAGUCCGUGGCAAGUGAAAUGGAGGAAGGCUCCAUGGUGGGGAUCCAGGAACAUGUCCCUUCCCCGAAGAAGUCCAUCCUGAACUUCCACCAGGAGAAGAUGCUUUUGCUUUUGUACCUUCUUUACUUCCUCCUGCAGGUUGGUGCACAGUGUGUGUUUUCUUUCCUUCUCAUGUUCCAACACCUGCCCUUGGUGAGUCAAGCCAUCAUUCACUGCAGCACUGACAGCUGCCCCGGGCCCUAUUUCUGCCUGAUCAGGGGUACUAUGGAGAAGCGAAUGUCCAUCUACACCCUCGUCACCUUGUCCUUCAUGAUCAUCCUCUUCUGCUCAGGUUUCUUCAUAUACAGCAUCCAUCAUUACCUGUUAAAAGGCAUUGCCAGUGCAAAGUUUUGGCUUGACUAAUUUUGGAAGGUUUUAUUGUGAGUCUUUCCUCCCUUGCACUAGGAACUUCGUAUUCCUUUAAAUAUUGUGUCUGGGGCAGGGCUUCCUCCUGCUAACUUUCUUUGCUUUAGUCCUUCAUGAAAUAAACCUUGGAUGUUCUGUUUCCUUCUUCUACAACCAGGCUCAGAUUGUCUAACUGUGGAGUGGGUGGUACACAACUUGAUAGCAUUUCAGAGUUUUCUCAAAUGUGUUAUCUAAUCUUUUCCUCCCCAGAAGCCUUUGGCAUUGAGCUUGCUACUUCAUUCUUCCAGUGUCUUCAAAUCAGGAAGAAUUGUCAUCGUCUAGGAGCUGAGAGUUUUAAAGAUUCAGGGGUGACUGGUUCACUUGUACUCUGGCCUCCCCAGUUUAGGUUGUAAAUACAGAGAAGGUAGUUCUUCUCCACAGGAAAAUUCUCAGCUGGAAUGGCAGAGCAGGUUCCCCAAGCUCCUAGAUGUGGGCCCAGUCUUACCACCUCACUGAGUCUCCAGUGAGGACUGAAUAUAUCUGGAUGAAUCCCCCUGGCGAAAGGAUGAGAGAGUGUGGCUAGGGUAGGAAUGAGGUUUUGUGGAAGCAGUGCACUGGGUUUCUCUGUGCCCAGAAUCUUGCCUUACUCCAAGACCUGAUCUAUCUUGAGUUAUGUUGAAACCCAGCUCAAGCCUACACAUAGGUGACUUACUAACCGUAAUUUGGGCUCCCUGCUGAGUCCUGUUGUCUGCAAACACAAGGUGGUUUGACCAGCUAUGGCUAAAGCUCUUCACAUCUGGAGGGAGGCAAAGAUAGGGAUCAGAGUGAGUCUGUUAUAGAGAACGUAUGGCUGAUUACCUCAUCCUGUGCUAGGCAGUCAUCCCUAGAAGUAAUUUGAAUGACCUGAGGCUUGGGCUCCCUCCAGGUGCUUGGUGUACGAUGUAGAACAGGGGGCAGUGCCAAGAGCCCCACCUUUUUGGGUACAGUCUGUCUUAUCCAAGCAAGCAUGAUGUUCCCAAAUAAUUUAGUUGGAUGUAGUUGGAAUUUUCCUGAGGCUGACCAUGGUGGCCCCCAAAGAUUUUCUGCCUCCUGGCAUCCAUGUCUUUGUAUAAUCCCUCCUUUAUGAAUGCAGGUAGAAACUGUGACUUCCUUCUAAUAAAAAGAUGUUACUCCUGGGAUUAUGUCAUAUUAUAUAUUAUCCCAUUUUAGCAGGUUAGAACAAGACUUUCCCUUGUUGGCUUUGAAGAGGCAUGCAUGGCAGGGAAUUGCAGGCAAUCUCUUAGAGCUGAGAGUGGCCCCCAGCUGACUGCCAACAGAAAAUGGGGUCUUCAGUCAUACAACUGCAAAGAAAUUAAAUUCUGUCCACAACUUGAAUGAAGUGUAUUCCUCCCCAGUCAAGCUGCCAGAUGAGAAUGUAGCCCAGCUUACCUUUAGACUGAGCUUUGGGAAACCAUGAGCAGAGGGCCCAUGCCUGGGCUUCUAACCCACAGAAACUGUGAGAUAAUAUGUGCAAAUUGCUUUAAGCUGCUAAGU
This is a messenger RNA of Mustela lutreola (European mink), 2898 nucleotides long. RefSeq lists its product as uncharacterized. The coding region runs from base 643 to 1383 and encodes 246 amino acids. The transcript has 2 exons. The record is from RefSeq and is a predicted model, not a curated record. NCBI's taxonomy places the organism in Eukaryota, Metazoa, Chordata, Mammalia, Carnivora, Mustelidae.